Molecule: messenger RNA, 1600 nt
Organism: Lacerta agilis (Sand lizard)
Lineage: Eukaryota; Metazoa; Chordata; Lepidosauria; Squamata; Lacertidae
Gene: ZNF488
Product: zinc finger protein 488
Exons: 3
Coding region: 5-1597 (530 amino acids)
Biological process (GO): regulation of DNA-templated transcription
Cellular component (GO): nucleus
Molecular function (GO): protein binding
Source: RefSeq, a predicted model, not a curated record
UGCAAUGGAACUUACACUUUUAACAAAAGAAUUCAGGACGAGUGAUAACAGACUUCUGCCGCAGCAUUUCCCAGACGUCUUAGCAACUGUUCACACCACUCAAGAAAUUCCAGAGGAGACUAUUUUGGGGCCGUGCCUGCUGCACGAUGCGCAGUUGGACACGGUGGCUUUUAUUGCGCUCAAGUGCUCAGAGAAAAGAAACAUCCAUUAUGUAAUCAAGGUAGAUGCCACAUCCGUGCAGAACCCUGGUGGGUUUCCUUGGAUGAGGUUGGUUCAACCAGCGUCCAACAAGAAAGAGCAGAACCUAGAAGCCUACUUAAGGAAUAGCCAGCUGUACUAUCGCCCUACAAGGAAAAUACACCGGAAUGAGGAACUCCUGGUUUGGUAUGAUGAGGAGCUCUCUGGGCUUCUGGGAUUCAAUGAGAUUAAAGCCAGCAGAAGACUCCACAGUGAGUUGGAUUGCCCAAACUGCAAGCAAGUUUUCAAAUGGGAGCACCCGUAUCUGUCUCACGCCCGCUUCCUCUGCUUCCCAGAGAACAGCGCCCAGCUCUGGAGAAACCUUUCCGCCCCAAAGACGGCGAAAAGCAGGUUGGUAGGACAACCCACAAACUUCCACAGCCUGGCUAGGGACCUGGAGUCCAAAAUGGCCGCUUGGAAAGAGGAUUCCCACGGGGAGAGGCGGGUGAACUGCGACGACCCGGAGAACGGCCUGAGCCGGAAGGCUGUGUUGUUGGAGAAGACAAACCACUUGCACGAAGGACAGCACAGCGGGGGCAGGGACGAAGGAGUUGCGCAGCAGGUAUCAGGGGGACCUUUCUGGAAGCUCGGCGCAGGAAAACAAAUGUCCGUUAAGAGGGGUGCUCUCCUGGAGCAGAAGGAGAGUGCGUUCACUGAAGUGAGGCAGAUAAAGGACAAGAUGAAAAUGGAGAAAGCCAAGGUGGUGGAACAAGGAAUUGGGGAGUCCCACCCUGGCAGGGACCCUGUUCAGUGUUCACCUGGCAGCGCAUUCUCCUUUGUGUGGCCCAACAGAGGUGGCGGGGAGCCAAAGAGUGCUUUCAGCAAGCCAGCUAAAUGCCUGAUGGACAGGAGGACAGCAGCUGCCCCUCAUCCUCUGAGUGACUUAGCAAAAGCACCAGGGGAGUUGUCAGGGGGUGUCAGUGCCGCAGACCUAAUGCGUUACAGCGCCCUUCUGGCUUCGAAGUUCCUGGCGAGCGACUUGAACGGCUCCCCGUUGCUGCAGACGGGCCUCGUUCAGCGCAACCCUUAUACCUCAGGGCUGUGGCCCAGGCAGAUGGAAGAGCAAAGGCAGGCCACGCCCGCCCCGGCCUCGAGCCCCUCGUCCGCUUCCUUGACUCUGUUGCCUCCCACCUUCACCUCCUUCAGCGUCGCGGCCCAAAACUGGUGCGCGAAAUGCAACCUCUCCUUCCGCAUGACGUCUGACCUGGUGUUCCACAUGCGCUGCCACCACAAAAAGGAGGGGGCUUCACCAGAGUCCCCACGCAAGAGGAGGCGGGAGGAGAAGCUGACCUGCCCCGUCUGCCAGGAAUAUUUUCGGGAACGGCACCAUUUAUCUCGGCACAUGACUUCUCAUAAUUAGGCC